Molecule: messenger RNA, 8193 nt
Organism: Stomoxys calcitrans (stable fly)
Lineage: Eukaryota; Metazoa; Arthropoda; Insecta; Diptera; Muscidae
Product: protein glass
Exons: 6
Coding region: 452-2215 (587 amino acids)
Source: RefSeq, a predicted model, not a curated record
UCGUCGUUGCAAGUUGUUCCUUAGUUAGAAAUCAUUAAAUCAAUCAAAAAGAGAAAACAAAAAAAAAACACAACACAACAUUCACACACAAAAUCUACACUAAUUAUUUAAUAGAAAAAAAAAGAAAAAUAAAAUAAUUUAAACGCGUAACGGGUGUAAAAUGCAAAAAGAAAAUUAAGUAAAUGUGAAAAAAUUCUAACAACGAUAAAAAGAAAAUAAUUCAAAAAAAGCUAUUAAAACCACAAUUGAAGCACAAAUAUUUUUACAUCAAAGUCAUCACAUUAAUCUAGGUUCUACAAAGGAUACCAUCAAUAAAGCCUUAAUAAUGGAAUACCAUUCGUUUACAAGUUAUACAAACACAACAAAUUAUGAAACGUAAAAAAUAUCAAUUCCUUUAUCGAUCCCAGCAACAAACACAAAGACUACAGCAACCUGCUAAAGGAGUCAUGUCAUGGGAUUGCUAUAUAAAAGUUCCAAACUCUUGAAAAUAAUUCUGGAUUCACUGGAAGAUCAAGAGGGUGGAGCUAUGUACAUAUCGUGCGAUGUCUCAAAUGGAGGUCCUGUGGAACCUGAAACGGGUUAUGUUCCCAAUAAUCCAUUAUUCGGUUUGGCGCUGGAUAGUCCGCAGCAAGAGUGUGCUGCUGCAUCCUGUAUUGGGUGUUUAUCGUGCCAGGGUAACACUGUAUUACCACUAUCCUCAUUGCCAACAAACGAUUUCGAUUGCGGUUCCUGUUUCGAUCCCAUUGUUGCCGUCGAUCUUGGUGGACCUGCACAAAAUAAUUCACAAGUUAUUCUAAACAGCACUGGCAGUGGUGGUAGUGGAAAUACUUGCGCUUCAAAUUUUUGGUCCACCGACGAGAUGGCAUCAACAUUUCCAGGACUGCCAGCUUUAGACAUCGAUCCCUUACCCAGCCUCUUUCCCUUCUCACCGUGUGGUGCAUCCUACAACUUCUCAGCCAAUCCUCAUCAUCAAGCUUCACUCUCGUACACCGUACAUCCCCAUCAAAUGUUAAUAUCGCCCAAUGGCCAUCAACAAACAGCUGUAACCUCAUCCGCACCCUCAACACCGGUACCCUCUGGGGGCCAGCAACAGUCUUUAUCGCACAGUAAUUCAUUAAAUUCGACGGCAGCCCAGGCAUGCUAUUACGAUCCUAUGAAUACAUCGGGGAAUGUUGUCUCAGCGACAUCGGCGGCCAGCAACUCAUGUGCCCUGCAGCAUAUGAACACAACGGCCGGUGCUAGUGGAGCUGGUGCGGCAGCUUUAUAUCCCAGUAUGAGUGUCAAUGUCAGUAUGAAUAUGACCAUGCAUGGUUAUGGUGCUACCGAUGCUACAAUGCCUAUGCAGUGUUCCCAGAUGCAGUGGGCUCCCACUAAUUCUUCGUCAGCUGUAAAUGUUUUAUAUCCCCCACUCUUAAGUCCCUCGCAUUAUCCAGGAGCUGCCACAUACUCAUUUACAGCGGACUUCCGUUCCCCUACGCUGCAGUCAAAUCACAAUCAAAACCAUUCCAAUAUGCUGUCCUCCCUGCCAGAUACGUUAGAAAAGGACUCCUCACCAUCCCCAAUGCCUCCAAUGGAUGCUAUUUCGCCGAAAAGUUUCUAUACAAGCACACAAGUGGGUCAAAGCUAUUCCCCACCCACAAAAAGUCCAACUAUAUUUACACAAAUACGAGACACAAAACCGUUCAACCAACUGACCGGCAUUCCAACGACCUCUGGUGUGGCCAGCGGUUAUGAGGACGAUGACAGCAACGAAGAAGGUUCCGAUUCCAAGCCCAACCUGUGUCGCUUAUGUGGCAAAACAUAUGCCAGACCCAGUACGCUAAAGACUCAUUUGCGAACUCAUUCGGGCGAACGGCCCUACCGAUGUCCGGAUUGCAACAAAAGUUUCUCACAGGCCGCCAAUCUCACAGCUCAUGUACGCACACAUACUGGUCAAAAGCCAUUUCGAUGUCCAAUUUGUGAUAGACGUUUCUCACAGAGUUCCAGUGUCACUACGCACAUGAGAACCCAUUCGGGUGAGCGUCCCUAUCGAUGUAACGCUUGCAAAAAAUCCUUUUCGGAUAGUUCAACGCUAACCAAACAUCUGCGCAUACAUAGCGGCGAGAAACCGUAUCAGUGUAAAUUAUGUCUACUGAGGUUUUCCCAAUCUGGAAAUUUAAAUCGACACAUGCGCGUACAUUCUACCAAUAACAAUGGCAGCAAUUUGCUAACAUGACAAAAGCCACGUGGAGGAGGUGGAUUUCAACACUAUCAUCCCCACAAUCAUCCACACGCUUACGCACAUCAUCAUACACAUGCCGCAGCAGCGGCUGCAGUCGCCGCUGCCUCCAUACAUCCAACGCAUCCAUUCAAUGCCAGUAACUAUGGCGAUUAUGUCAAUCAUCCACAUACCCAUCCCCAUGCACAUCAUCAUCAUCACCACCAUCAUCCCCAUGGCCAUCAUGGCAUCGGUGACUAUGCCACAUCCGGUUCACAAAACUAUUCAGGGUAUUAUUUGUGUGCUGCAUUGAAUAAGCCCAAAUUGGAAAGAUUCUAUUAGGACACACACUCUUCCUUCUUUAAAUACCCAAAGGUAACAUUCAAAUUAAACAAGAAAUACAGCAACAAAACACUUAAGUCAAAAGAAAUCAACGAAUAUAUAGCAAAGAGAUAAUUAAUUAAAUCAAAAUCGGUAUAGAGACAUCUGAAGUAUCCAAAUCUAAAAUUAGUAGGCUUACGUUUUUAAGAAAUUUUUUGUAAUUUCCAAUUUAUACCAUAUGAGGAAAGCACAUCAAGUUGUUUAAAAGGACAUGAUGUUCCACAUUUCAUAUAUAUAUAUAUAUAUAUAUAUAUAUAUAUAUAUAUAUAUAUGGCAGCUACACACAAAUAUGGUUCGAAGAGUAUAAUACCGUUCCCUGAGCGAUCGGGGGUACAAAAGAUCGUAUGUGGCUGGAAAAACAACUUUUAUGGGCAUUCGGGAGAUCGAUCAUCAUGGUAGCUACAUCAAAAUAUACAUCGAUACAACCCAUUUUCGAACUGAACUUGUUUGCGUCAAAAUACUCCACGACACUUUCAAAAUCAAUCACGACGUGGUCAAAAGUCAUCAAGCUGGCAAAAUAUUUAUAGGUAUUCUUAAUAUGUAUUUUCAAUUAAUGAUAUUGUCUCCAUUCGUUCAAAACCCAUCCAACAAAAUUUUGCGAUCUCGGUCCGACAAUUGGAUGAAUUAUUCGGUAUUGGAUCCGGUGUCUAAACAACAUUGUAACUAAAAACGAGAAAAGUGGUUGUCAUGUUGUCGGAACGACACGGCUGGAUAUAUUUACGCCAUAUCGUACGGAUGUCGGAGCAAAAUUCCAGGGAAAUUCGGUUGGGAAAUUUUACGUCGUACCGAGUUCGUAGAUGAUUUCGGUCCGAUUUCUUGACGAAUGUCUACAAAAUGCGGACGAUUUUGCGGACGAAUCGGUCCGAUUUCUUGACGAAUGUCUUACAACCGAUCAAGCAAAUCAAAAAUUGCAAGGCAGCAGUUAACGGCACCACACGUAAUUAAAAAGUUCGACCGGGCCGAAAUCUUAUAUACCCUCCACCAUAGUUCGCAUUUGUCGAGUUCUUUGCGCAGUAUCUCUUUUAAGGCAAACGAAGAAUAAUGAAUAAGGACGAAGGAGGAGCUAUAUCAAGUUAUAGUGCGAUUCGCGGCUCAAGAAGCAAAAUCGGGAGAUCGGUUUAUAUGGGAGCUGUAUCAAGCUACAGAUUGAUUCUGACCAUAUUACACACGUAAGUUGAAGGCCAUGGGAGAAGCUGUUGGCCGUUGUACAAAUUUUUGCCAAAUCGGAUGAGAAUUGCGCUCUCUAGAGGCUCAAGAAGUCAAGUUCCCAGAUCGGUGGAUAUGGCAGCUAUAUCAGGUUAUGGACUGAUUUGGACCAUACUUCGCACAAAUGUUGGAUACCAAAACACCACGUGCAAAAUUACAGCCAAAUCGGAUAAGAAUUGCGCCUUCUAAAAGCUCAAGAAAUCAAGACCCCAGAUCGGUUUAUAUGGCAGCUAUAUCAGGUUAUAAAUCGAUUUGAACCAUACUUAGCACAGUUGUUGGAAGUGUUAUCAAAACACUACGUGCAGUCAAAUCGGACUAGAAUUGCGCCCUCUAGAGGCUCAAGAAGUCAAGACCCUACAUCGGUUUAUAUGGCAGCUAUAACAAAACAUGGACCGAUUUAGUCCAUUUACAAUCCCAACCGACCUACACUAAUAAAAAGUAUUUGUACAAAAUUUCAAGCGGCUAGCUUUACGAGUUCGAAAGUUUGCGUGCUUUUGACAGACAGACGGACGGACGGACAUGGCUAGAUCGACUUAAAAUGUCAUGACGAUCAAGAAUAUAUAUACUUUAUGGUUUCUUAGACGAAUAUUUCAUGGUGUUACAAACAGAAUGACGAAAUUAGUAUACCCCAACCUAUAGUGGAGGGUAUAAAAAAACACAUAAAGCCACCACUUUAUACAUUCCACACACGUGGUAACGUAAUGUUGCUUACAAAAAUAAAAAUGAACCAAACAAAACAUUCCUCCAACUGGCCAUGCAGAAAUCGUUACGAUUUCGUUGUCGGGACAGAAACAAAAAAUCCCUCAGACGGAUUUAUUUCAGGAUUUGAUAAGAAUUGCCGUAUGUUUCAUCCGACUACGUGCAGACAUGUCGGACGUCAGACAAAGUCGGAUCAUAUUGUUAGCUGAGAACUUUUCAACAAUAUUUUCUAACAGUGUGUAUCCUCAAUUUUAAAAACUGUAGCGUUCUUACCAUGGACAGACGGAUGGACGGACAUGACUAGAUCCAAACCAAAAAUGUAUACAUACAUAUAUACAUAGCAGAGUCGAAAAUUGAUAUUUCGAUGCACUGCACUGUGGUCCCUAAUUAUGCACCAGCAAUUGUGAGGGCAUUAAAACUAAGUUGAAAAAAUUUUAAGUCUAUAUGAUCUAUGCCAUGCCUACUUUUAACUGUGAGCGUUUAAUUGACCUACUCCGAGUUAUUAUCCAACUUGGCUAAAAUUGUGCAUACUGACCUCGCCUAUGACUGCUAACAUCCACUCCAAAUAUGAUUCAAAUUGGUCCAUAUAAUAUAUAAUAGAGCACCCACCACCGUAGCGCAGUGGUUAGCAUGUCCGCCUAUGACGCUGAACGCCCGGGUUCGAAUCCUGGCGAGACCAUCAGAAAAAAUUUUCAGCGGUGGUUUUCCCCUUCUAAUACUGGCAACAUUUGUGACGUACUAUGCCAUGUAAAACUUCUCUCCAAAGAGGUGUCGCACUGAGGCACACCGUUUGGACUCGGCUAUAAAAUGGAGGCCCCUUAUCAUUGAGCUUAAACUUGAAUCGGACUGCACUCAUUGAUAUGUGAGAAGUUUGCCCCUGUUCCUUAGUGGAAUGUUCAUGGGCAAAAUUUACGUUUUGCUCCCAUAUAAACCGAUCUCCCGAUAAGACUUCUUAAGCCCCUAAAUGGCGCAAUACUUAUCCGAUUUGGCGGAAAUUUGGAACGCAGUGUACUGCUAUAACUUCCAACAAUCGUGCCAAGUACGGUCCAAAUUGGUAUACAUUCUGGUAUAGCUCCCAUAUAACCUAUCUCUCGAUUUGAGAAGCCUGUGGGUAAAAUUUUAGCCAAUUCGAAUAAUAAUAAUUGCGCUCCGUAGGGGCCCAAGAUAUCAACACGGAGAUUGGUUUAUAUGAGAGCUAUAUCUAAAUAUUUACCUAUUUUAAUAUUUACGACAAAUUGCUGCAGUUGAAACUAGAGAAUAUUUAAAGCUUACCGGUCUUAAUCACAAAACUUAAUCCAGCCUUAAAAUAGGUUUAUUGGAAAGUUCUAUAAAGGAAAUCUGUCAAAAAAACCUAUUUCAAAUCUACAUUAGGUUUUGUAGAGUCGGAAAGCGGUUCGGAGCUGAACUCCGAUUCCGACUCAAUAGUCCGACUACGGCCUCAAAAUAUUGACUCUGCAGCCCUAAGACGACACACUUUAACACACAAAAUUAUAGACUGCAACAACAGUUUAGCAAAUUUUCGUAAUUUCAUCUUAGAUUGCAUCUAUGUAAGAACAUUUUCCAUUUAUUUCAUUACUCGUAUUUUUCAUAAUUUUGUUAAAAAAAAACCGAACACUUAGGCACCACAAAUAACGACAACUUUACCAGAAUUACCACUUAGGUCCAAUAUUUUGUUUCAGAACUUUUCAAAGUCAUACCAACAAAAUACCGUUGUUUCUUUUUUGCAAUUUUUAAGUUCAAAAUUCGACUUUUUGCCUGUGGAACUGGUCAUAGGGCUCAUAGUGCAUUGGCGCGACAAAAUAAUCUACACCCAUACUCCCAUAUAAAAAGUUCAAUAUUUUUUUAUACCCUCCACCAUAGGAUGGGGGGUAUACUAAUUUCGUCAUUCUGUUUGUAACUACUCGAAAUAUUCGUCUGAGACCCCAUUAAGUAUAUUUAUUCUAGAUCGUCGCGAAAUUUUAUGUCGUCCGUCCGUCUGGCUGUCGAAAGCACGCUAACUUCAGAAGGAGUAAAGCUAGCCGCUUGAAAUUUUGCACAAAUUCUUAUUAGUGUAGGUCGGUUGGUAAUGUAAAUGGGCCAUAUCGGCGCAAUUCUUAUCCGAUUUGAAUGAAUUUUUGCACGACGUGUUUUGUUAUGGUAUCCAACAUGUAUGGCUCAAAUCGGUCCAUAACCUGAUAUAGCUGCCAUAUAAACCGAUCUUGGGUCUUGAUUUCUUGAGCCUCUAGAGUGCGCAAUUCUUAUCCGAUUGGAAUGAAAUUUUGCACUACGUGUUUUGUUAUGAUAUCCAACAACUGUGCAAAGGAUGGUUCAAAUCGGUUCAUAACCUGAUAUAGCUGUCAUAUAAACCGAUCUUGGGUCUUGACUUCUUGAACUUCUAGAGGUCGUAAUUCCUAUCCGAUAUGGCUGAAAUUUUGCAUGACGUAUUUUAUUCUUACUUCCAACAACUGUGUCAAAUAAGGUUCAAAUCGGUUCAUAACCUGAUAUAGCUGCCAAAUAAACCGAUCUGGGAUCUUGACUUCUUGAGCCUCUAGAGAUCGCAAUUAUUAUCCGAUUGCCUGAAAUUUUGUGUUUAUGUGUUUAUUAUGAUCUGAAUCGGUCUAUAGCCCGAUACAGCUCCCAUAUAAAUCGAUCUCUCUAUUUUACUACUUGAGCCCCCAAAGGGCGCAAUUCUUAUUCGAAUUGGCUGACAUUUUACACAGGUCUCCAACAUAUAAUUUAAUUGUGGUCCAAACCGGAUCAUAUCUUGAUAUGGCUCUAAUAGCAGAGCAAAUCUUUUCCUAUAUCCUUUUUUGUCUAAGAAGAGAUGCCGCGAAAAGAACUCGACAAAUACGCUCCAUGGUGGAGGGUAUACAAGAUUCGGCCUGGCCGAACUUGGCACGCUUUUACUUGUUUUAAUUAUUAUAUUUGCUAUUCGUUAUUGAUUUUGUUUAUGGAUACUUCAGAUUUCUUAUAACUCGUCCACUUAAGUAUAUUUAAAUCUUUAGCAUUAAUGCUCAAAAUCAUAUUGUAUUGCAAAAGAAAAGGUUCUUUAAUAGUAUAAGUAUACUAGUUUUAGGCAAAAUAGUGUAAAUAGAUAAAGAACAUACAUACUUAUAUAUUCAUAUAUAAAAUUGGCAUAUACAUAUAAUCUAUAUACAUACAUAUAAAUUCUUUAGAUGAUUGUUGAACAGUUUUUUAGAAGAAAAAUUAUUGCAAAAAUUCCAGUAAUAGAAUAAGAUGAAAUUUAUAAUAAAUUUGUAUUUGUCAAAAACCAAAAUUUUGCGAUUAGGCCUUAAGUUUAGGUGGUAAAACAACAAAAACACGCAUAAUACAAAAAACAAUCCCAACAACAAGUUGAAAAUGCAACACGCAAGAAAUCUGAAUAAAUUUCCCUACGAGUAUUUCAUUUUAAGUGUCUGUGUCUGUAUCUAUCCAAAUCACUCACAUCCGAAUACAAUCUUCUCGGAGUCUUAUAUCGAACAUACAUAACAUAUAAAUGAAUCGAUACAUUUUACUUAGUUUUAAGUCAGGGUGCUUCGAUCAUAAUUCGUUUAUAUACACAUUCGCUCAUACAUGUUUCACUUUCAUGCUAACUUUAAUAAUCCAUUACAAAAACAAACACAAAAUUCAAAAACUAGAAUUUCCAAUCUCUAGUCAAUCUUUAAGCUUAAAUAUCUCUUAAACUUUUUUUAUUAUAAUAUAAAGUGUGGUAUUAAUAAAAAGAAAAAUGC